Messenger RNA from Liolophura sinensis, 2630 nucleotides. RefSeq names its product leucine zipper transcription factor-like protein 1. The transcript is spliced from 10 exons. Gene Ontology annotation, biological process: negative regulation of protein localization to cilium. The coding region runs from base 95 to 1000 and encodes 301 amino acids. Gene Ontology annotation, cellular component: cytoplasm. NCBI's taxonomy places the organism in Eukaryota, Metazoa, Mollusca, Polyplacophora, Chitonida, Chitonidae. The record is from RefSeq and is a predicted model, not a curated record.
AAGCCAAAUAGCUGAGUGCGUCUUGAUUCGACCGUCAUAUAUUUUGAUACGAACGACAUUUCUUUGGUAUUGAUCCGUGACACUAUCAGCAAAAAUGACAUCUUUGGGGGUGAACGAAAACCACCAAACCCAGGUUGUUAACUACAUGAGAUUUGCUCGUUACCAGAGAGGACUAAGACUGAGAGCAGUAGAUGCGUGCUUUAAAGAACUCAAAGAUAGUCGGCUGAUUGAGGAAACAUACACUAUAGAUGAGGUAACAGAUAUGCUGGAUGGCUUACUGGCAGUGGUGCGUGGAGAGGUGGAGUCUGAACUGAUCAACACUGCCCAUACCAACGUACUCCUCAUGAGACAGGUGUUCCAGCAGGCAGAGAAAUGGCACCUUAAGAUGCAGGCGGAUAUCUCUGAGCUGGAAAACAGAGAACUCCUGGAAAAGAUAAAAGAUUUUGAAGACCAGGAGUUCUCCGGAACAAAAAGAGAUUCUGACUUCUCAUUUAUGAAGAGCAAACUGGAGCCGCUAAAUGAAGGGGGUGGAGCUGCACUUUUACAUAUGAGAAUUGAAGAGUUGGAUGCUGAAAAUGAGGCACUGAGAAACCGACUUCGGGCAAUUGAAGGGGAGUCUUUUGAUUUGAAAUCUGAGAGAAGCCGUUUGGCUGGAGAUUUAGAGAAGACAAGAGGAGAACUCGGCAAAGCACAGCAGAAAGAUUCUGAUAUUGAUGUGAAUGAGAUUAGGCGCCGGAUGGCAGGACUACAAACGGAGUUAGAAAUAACGAAGAAAAGUGGCGCAGAAACUGAAGCAUCUAUACACGGAGACCUGGUGGCUGCCAAGCAUGAACUUCUGAAAAUACAGGAGAUGUUGGAAAUGGCUCAACAGGAAUUAGAAAAGAAAGUUCACCAGACAAAUAUUGUGAAAAAUAUGAAGCAGAUGUUACAGAAAAAGAACGAACAGUUGAAAGAACUGAGGAAGCGUUUAUCAAAGUACGAGUCCUUGUCAGAUGAUUGAAGUGCAGAACUAAUUUUAAAAACCAACUUAUGUGAUCAGCCUGUUGUACAUUAGUGUAGCCUGCCUGCAUGUUAUGUCCAUGACAAAGAUGUAAAUCUUUCCAGUAUCCAUGAUAAAGGCGUUCCGUCCAGUUGUAUGUCACAUAAGCAUUUAAACACCAAGCUCUAGCUCACCUGUGAGACACUAUAGUGCUACUUGUUGUGGUUGUUAACCUUCAGAAUAUUGUCACAGGACCAUUUAUGACCCAAAUGAUGGCCCAACCUGGUAACAACCAUUAUGAAAUAAAUUGUAUUUUGUCCAUGUUUGACUCCAUAGAAAUUCAUAUUCUGUCAGAAUGUUUUAUCGUGUCAAUCAUGUGGCAUAUCUUCUCAGUGAUGUGUUAUUCCUGAAUAGUUCUGCUCUGGACUGUCUUACCUAUCACAGUAGUCUAGCCUCUGGUCAGACUUAUUCUACACAUUUUGCAUACAUUGGUUAUAAGAAACCCUUGAGAUAAUCUUCAUAUUCAAAUAUUCGUGGAUAUGUUUUAAAUAUCUGUCUGUAGUGAAGUUAGUUUGGUAUUUUUUGUAAGAUGUACAUAUUUUCAUGCUUUCAUAUUUUAAAAUUCUGAAAUCUCUGAUACACUAUUGUUGGGUUACGGAAAGUAAAAAAAUUUUGAUAUUUUCCUACACUUAUGACCUAGCAUGUUAAAAAAAGUUAUCUGAGUAUAGGGUGUCAGUGUAAGUUGAUAACAUGAGGUCAUUAUACAUUGUACUUCUAAGUUCUCUGAAUUUUUGGACUAUAACAGAUAUAUGCCAGUAGCUGAAUGGAAAUCUCAUUCUGAUCUUCAGGUUAAAAAGUUAUUCAUGUUAUAUACUACCUGUCUGAUACCUUAGAACCCGGCUGUGGUGUGUUUUAUACAUCUAGCAUACUGCAGAUUUCAUAACUAGAAACUCUUUGCAGUUACAUUUGUCUAACUCAUUUGCAUCAGUGUUUUUAUGAGAGUAUACUUUAGGUAGAUGUAAUGAUGGACUUUUUUUUGUGUGUGUCAUGCCAUGAGCAUCAGUUUGCAAAAUAUUGCCAUUAACUCAACAGUUGUAGUUUGAUGUCACUGAAGAGAAUUCGGCAGGUGUUAUUUACUGUGGAUAUUAUCUACAAAUGUACACCCUGCAUAGUUUUGUAUAUUUACAUUUACGUGUAUACAUGCAUGUAAUUGUACCAUUGUUACGAAGUGAGUUUUACUGUGUGAAAACAAUCUGUACCUAGUUUGACUAAAAUCUUAUCACAAUAACAGUUACUACAUCCAGUAAAUAAGUAAGUGUUUUGGCAAUAACAUACCUUGCAAAUUGCACUGGUCUGCUGUGCAUGGGUUAUUCCAUCAUGUGUGGGGGCCUCCGUGGCUCAGUUGGUUAGCGCGCUAGCGCAGCGUAAUGACCCAGGAGUCUCUCACCAAUGCGGUCGCUGUGAGUCCAGCUCAUGCUGGCUUCCUCUCCGGCCGUACGUGGGAAGGUCUGCCAGCAACCUGCGGAUGGUCGUGGGUUCCUCCCUGGCUAUGCCCGGUUUCCCCCCACCAUAAGUGAAGUAUUCUUGAGUACGGCGUAAAACACCAAUCAAAUAAAUAAAUAAAUAAAUUCCAUCAUGUGCUUGGGCAUUC